AUGGAGAAUCAGAUAAGCCAAUUGGCCAACCAAUUUAACCAAGCUCUAAAGACUCCAGGAACCUUCCCGGGCCAGACAGAACAACCUCAAAGAGCCCAAAUGAAUUUUGUAGCCCUGAGGAGUGGAAGGCAGUUGGACGAUCCUCCUACCAUGGAGCCAUCAAGGGAGGUCAAUGAAGAAGCAGAGGCAAGUGAGAAGGAAGUAGAAGAUGUUAGGGUUGAGGAGGCAUCAAAGGAAACACCACUAAAGCCACUUGCUCCAUAUGUGCCCAAGAUUCCUUUUCCUCAAAGGUUAGCACAAGCUAAACUUGAGAAAAAGUUCAGUAAGUUCCUCGAUAUUCUUAAAAAGCUUCAUAUUAAUAUUCCAUUCCUAGAUUCCAUAUCUGAGAUACCUUCUUAUGCAAAAUUUUUAAAAUAUAUGUUAUCUAACAAGAGGAAAUUAGAAGAGAAUACUACUGUUUCUUUGAAUGCAGAGUGUAGUGCUAUUUUGCAGAACACUCUCCCUAAGAAAUUAGGAGAUCCAGGUAGCUAUUCAAUUCCAGUGAAGCUUGGAGAUAUUGAGAUCAAUAGGGCACUAUGCGAUCUGGGUGCAAGUGUGAGUCUUAUGCCGUUGUCCAUAUGCAAGAAGCUACAGCUAGGUGAGCUUAAACCCACACGAAUAUCUCUACAACUUGCAGACAGGUCAGUGAAGUUUCCUUUGGGUGUACUUGAGGAUGUAGCCCUCAGAGUAGGUAAGUUUUUCAUUCCAUGUGAUUUUGUUGUGAUGGAGAUGGAAGAAGAUGUGAAUGUUCCGAUCAUACUUGGUAGACCUUUGCUAGCUACUGCAGGUGCAAUCAUAGACAUGAAGAAAGGUAAGAUCACUUUUGAAGUAGGUGAUGAAAAGUUGGAAUACUCACUUUUGAAUGUCAUGGGUGCUCCCUCUACGGGAGACACUAUUUAUCAGAUAAGACAACUUUCGCAACAGGUGAACCGCCUAUCGACUCUUCAAGAUCAAGCGAAGGUUCAGAAAGAACAAUGCAGUGCUAUCUUCCUGAGAAGAGAUGAACUAUUCCCGAAGCAAAUUGUUGAGAAGGUGUGCAUCAAGGAGCCUAGAAAGGACGUAAAGAGCAAGGAUGUUCAAGGCUCCAAAUAUGUAGCUCCACCGGCCAAUGAUGAACCGAUGCCUUUCAUGGGGGAGUUUGAUAAGUCGUGGUCGAUGGGAUCAACUAUCGAAUGUGAUUGUAGCGGAGGUGGAGGUGGACUAAGUUGCUGCAACUGUCCACUUCUGUUGGCUGGUGAUCACAUUGAUAUUCCUCUAGAUGACAAACGUCCAGAGCAAACUGUUAAGGUGGGCAUGGUUGCUUUUGAAAAGUUGGGUGCAGACUUGCACCUUCUAUUGAAGGAUUUCAAAGACAUUUUUGCCUUUUAA
Messenger RNA from Chenopodium quinoa (quinoa), 1407 nucleotides. RefSeq lists its product as uncharacterized. The coding region runs from base 1 to 1407 and encodes 468 amino acids. The record is from RefSeq and is a predicted model, not a curated record. The transcript has 3 exons. Lineage: Eukaryota; Viridiplantae; Streptophyta; Magnoliopsida; Caryophyllales; Amaranthaceae.